Molecule: messenger RNA, 1051 nt
Organism: Suillus discolor
Lineage: Eukaryota; Fungi; Basidiomycota; Agaricomycetes; Boletales; Suillaceae
Exons: 15
Coding region: 40-903 (287 amino acids)
Source: RefSeq, a predicted model, not a curated record
GGCGAGUCUAGGCAUAACAGUUUGAUAUUUGUUUCAGAGAUGUCUUAUGUUUCAGAGGUUGCGGAUUUGCAGAUAUCCAAGUACACCAAUAUUGGUAGUCUUGCAAUUCUCGUAUUUGAUUACUGCAUCACGUUUCAGGAUGAGGUACACUGGACCUGGUCCAGGCCAUGGGGUUUAAUUCGUGUUGUCUUCACCAUUUCUCGAUAUCUCCCUUUCGUAGGCUCUGGAAUGACUGCAUAUGCUGCACUGCGUGUCGGUGGUUCAUGUCCCCCUAGUUUGGCGGAAAAUAUUAUUCAUAUUUUAAGUAUCGUUGCUGCGGAAGGCCUGCUAGUUAUUCGGACCUGGGCAUUCUGGCAAAAGAGCAAAAAAAUGCUGAUUGGAUUAUUGAUUUAUAGCACCGCCACAGUAAUUGGCGCCGUUGCUAUGAAUGUCCUUCCUAAUCACCAGUUGAUUUCAACAGAUGUAUCUAUGAUACCCGGGCCAUGCGGCUUUGAGUCGUCAAGAAACUCUGCACUGGUAUAUGCUAUAUUGGCACUUUUCGAAUGUGUGAUACUGGCCCUUACUGCGUAUAAGUGGUUCCACGACUACCGAGACUCAGAAAUUCAGAGCUCGAUCGUAACCACCGUCUACGGCGGUAGCAUGCUUUAUAUGUUGUGUAUCAUCGCCAUCACAGUGACCAAUGUGGUUGUCGAUGCAGCAUUUCCGGUUGGCUUCACAAAUCUGUUUGAUACGCUACAACUUGUCAUUCAUAGCGUCCUAGCCUCGCGGAUUCUAUUCCACCUUCGGAGCAGCGACAGUCGUGCCCAUGAGACAGAUAUGCCAUUGAUAGUUUCGGCUCCCCGCUACGGACUACCUUCGCAAAUACAGACGAAGGAGAUCACAGAUGAGACUAAUGAAGUUUGAGGCGACUCGGAGCUUAGCGGUUUGUGCUUGGAAUUGGACACGAUUGUGUCGAGUAGCCCUCUUUGGUUGUGACUACGAAUGCGCAGUAUAUGAACAAUUUUAUGAUGAUGCAUAGGCAGAAACCAGUCCAUUAACAGGCUCUGAACAG